Messenger RNA from Colletotrichum karsti, 1368 nucleotides. RefSeq lists its product as uncharacterized. The record is from RefSeq and is a predicted model, not a curated record. Lineage: Eukaryota; Fungi; Ascomycota; Sordariomycetes; Glomerellales; Glomerellaceae. Bases 1 to 1368 code for a protein of 455 amino acids. The transcript has 3 exons.
AUGGCUACCGGCGAUGAUAUCGGCAUGAACCUCACCUACCCGAAUACACCGGAUCCAAGGGUGCCGCCGCUGGUAAUGAAGGAGAUCGACGAUGCCAAUGUGCCCAUCUUCAUGACUGGCAUUCUUCUCCCGCACAUCGUUUGCACACUCUUCAUCUUCGCCCGCAUAGCUUCCCGGCUAUGGGUGAUUCGGAAAUGGUUCAUAGACGACACCUUCAUCUUCCUUUCGUGGCUCUUCUCGACCGCCCUGUGCAUCGUCUACAGCAUCACCGCCACGACUCCUUCAUUAUUAGCAGCCCCGGAUGAGGCGUCACUCCAAAGAGACUCCAACCCGUACAUCAUGCGCACUUACCUCGGCCUGAUCUACUACCAACUGUGUCUCUGCAUCACCAAAUUCUCCAUUCUCGCCUUCUACCUGCGCGUCUUCGCGUCUCGUCCACUAGAACGCUUGUUGGCGUGGGGCACCGUUGUGUUCGUGCUCGUGUACAGCUUGCCCAUGCUGCUCAUGAGUUUCCUGCAGUGCCACCCGGUCAUGGGCCAGUUCUUCGGGAGACCGAUGAUGUGCUUCAGCUUCCCAGACUUGCUCAUCUCGAGCGCGAGCCUGCACUCUGCCACGGAUGCGUGGCUGAUCAUCAUGGUGAUCCCGUGCGUUGCGAGGCUCGAUUUGCCACGGAGGCAGAAGAUUGCGCUCGCGGUGGUGCUGAGCCUGAGUAUCUUCGUCAUCGCGGCGAGUAUGGUACGUCUGCAGCUCAGCUUGCACUUGCAUUACCAGCCCAGCAGCGCGGGUAUCUCGAAUACCCUCACCUUCUUCGUCAUGACGAUCCUGGAAUGCGACCUUGCGCUCAUAUGUGCGAGCGCGCCGACGCUUCGUCCGUUGGUGGCGAGGAUCUUCCCUGGGCUUAUGAGCGGUUCCAAGAGGAGGUCUCUGGAGGCGGUUGAGACGGAGAGCUUUGACUUGACGAGCCUCACGUAUCACGGUUACCCGUGGACGGAACCCAGCACGCCGUUCGCGAGGAGCAGGAACGCUAGCUAUGCUAGUCACUUAAACAAGCUCCGCAUGCCGGCGCCGCCUGUGCCGGUAUUAUCAAUGUCGCAUCGCGCCCCGACGACGCUGAGCUUGAGGAGUGCGAACGACGGUGUUGUGUUGAAGGAGAUGAGGUUGAGCCUUGGGGAGACGAAGGAGCCACUGAGCCCGAACCGAAUGAGCCCUAUGUCUGGAUUGAGCGGCGAUACAUAUGCCGUGGACAGACAUAGCGGCAGCACAAAGUGCGAGAAGGAUGGAAGAUUGACGAUCGAGAUACCCCAAGAGAAGGAGACAGGAAACAAGGUCCCUCCUCGUAGGCCAAGACGGCCAGAUGAUCCAGCGUAA